Messenger RNA from Cyprinodon variegatus (sheepshead minnow), 5008 nucleotides. It is a transcript of the gene ythdc2, whose product is annotated as YTH domain containing 2. NCBI's taxonomy places the organism in Eukaryota, Metazoa, Chordata, Actinopteri, Cyprinodontiformes, Cyprinodontidae. Gene Ontology annotation, molecular function: ATP binding; protein binding; RNA binding. The record is from RefSeq and is a predicted model, not a curated record. Gene Ontology annotation, cellular component: intracellular anatomical structure. Bases 94 to 4263 code for a protein of 1389 amino acids. The transcript is spliced from 31 exons.
CUUCCGGAUCAGCCGGUUUGAAGCGGUCAGACUUGUCGGCUGGAGUGAGAAGCACCAGAGGAAGCUGCUCUGACGUUUUUCUCCGAGCGCACCAUGUUUAAGCCGACGGAGGCCCCCAAGAACCAGGCCCGCCGUCACAACAUGUCCUCCAAGGGCUCCAGGGAGCCCAAAGCCAUUCACAUCGACGAGGAAGUCAAGAUAGCCGUGAAGUUGGCGCUGGACAGGUUUUGCUACAGCAAUGAAAAAGAGCUGGAGUUCCCGUCCUCCUUCUCCAGCACUGAGAGGGCCUUCGUUCACCGACUGGCCCAGUCCCUGGGCUACAGCUCCAGGAGCAAAGGGAAAGGGUCGAGUCGUUUCCUGACCGUCAGGAAGAAGGAGACGUCCGCCAAGCUUCAGCCCAGCAUCUGCCUGGACCUGAGCUCCAGCUCCGCCUACUUCAUCCGCAGCCUGCUGCAGAGGUUUCCUCCCAGCAAGAAGGAGCGAGCCGACCUCCAUCCCAACGCCAAGAGUGGAAAUCCUUUGGUUACAGAAUCAAACGGCAGCUUCGACCGAACCAGAGCCAGCGGCCGCCUGAACAACGGCAUCCCCAUGGUUCCUAAGAAGAGGACGCCGUCGGUGCUGGACGCUUUCCGGCGCUCCCUUCCUGUGACCGAGCACCAGGACGAGAUAGUCCAGCUGAUCCGGGACCACCGAGUGGUUCUGGUUUUGGGAGAAACUGGCUCUGGAAAAACCACGCAGAUCCCACAGUUUCUGUUAGACGACUGCAGCCGCUACGGGAAACCCUGCAGGAUUUUCUGCACUCAGCCCAGACGCCUGGCGACCAUCGCCGUGGCGGAGCGGGUGGCCGCAGAGAGGGGGGAGAGUGUGGGUCAGACUGUGGGUUAUCACAUCAGGCUGGAGAGCAGGGUCUCUCCCAAGACACUGCUCACUUUUUGCACCAGUGGAGUUCUCCUGAGGACGCUGAUGGCCGGAGACGGCAGCCUCACGACUGUGACCCACGUGAUCGUGGAUGAGGUCCACGAACGGGACGGCCUGACAGACUUCCUUCUCACCAAGCUGCGGGAUGUUCUCCAGAAGGUUCCCACCCUGAAGCUGAUUCUGUCCAGCGCAGCUCUAGAUAUAGAUCUGUUCCUCCAGUACUUCGGCUCCUGUCCGGUGAUCCGCCUCAAAGGGAAGCAGUUUGAGGUGAAGCAGUUCUUCCUGGAGGACAUCCUGAAGCAGACGGGCUUCAGCAGGCAGAACGCUUCCAAAUACCAGGAGGAGAUGCAGAGAAAGGAGACGCAGCAGAAACGGUUGAAUGAAUGGUUUGAGGCAGCAGGGAGCGGUGCUGUGGGUGCGACUUUGACCCACAUGUUUCCUCCGGGCCUCCUUGAUGCCGGCGGCUGUGGGGACAGAGAGAAGGAAUCCAUCCAGCAGAGUGAGAAGGACCCAGAGCAGCUGAAGCCAUGGCUGCUAAAGGAGAUGGACUCCUGCAUCUCCAGCAUCUUCCUGCAUGAAGACCAGGAUGCUUUCAGCCAGCUCUUCAACCUCAUCCUGCAUGAACGGGUCAGCGUGGACUACACCCACAGUGAGACGGGCUCCACACCUCUGAUGGCUUCAGCAGCGCGAGGAUUCCUUCCAGAGAUGCAGCAGCUGCUCUCCAUGGGUGCUGACAUCAACAUGAGGGCAUGUAACGGAUGGACGGCGUUGGACUUUGCUGAACACUUCCAGCAGACGGAUGCUGUGGAUCUGCUGAAGACCUCCAUACCUCUGCGGCAGGCAGAAGACCGGGAGGAAUCCACUUUGAUCCAUUGCAGCCCCACGGAGCUGAACAGCGAGGCACAAGAGCUCCUUAGACAGUACCACCACAGCUUCGAUGACCAGCAGGUGGACCUGGACCUCAUCAUGACGCUGCUUCUCAACAUCUGCACCAACACCAAUGAGGGCGCUGUCCUCAUAUUUCUUCCUGGAUACGAUGAGAUUGUGACGUUGAGGGACCGCAUCUUCUCUGACGAUAGGAUGUCCACACAGUCUGAGAGCUACCAGGUCUUCACGCUUCACUCGGACAUGCAGACUCUGGACCAAAAGAGAGCCAUGAAGCCGACUCCCUCCGGCGUCAGGAAGAUAAUUCUUUCUACCAACAUCGCUGAAACCAGCAUCACCAUCGAUGACGUGGUCUUCGUCAUCGAUUCAGGGAAAGUCAAAGAGAAGUCCUUUGAUACGCUGAGUCGCGUCUCCAUGUUGAAGUCUGUCUGGAUCUGCAAAGCCAGCGUCCUGCAGAGGAAAGGAAGGGCGGGCCGCUGCAGACCAGGGAUCUGCUUCCAUCUAUUCAGUCGAUUCCACUAUAAGAACAUGCAGGAGUUCCAGGUUCCACAGCUGCUCCGGAUGCCGCUGCAGGAGCUGUGUCUGCAGACCAAGCUGCUGGCUCCUUCCUCCUGUCCAAUCGCUGACUUCCUGUCCAAAGCUCCUCAGCCUCCUCCCACACAUUCCAUCCAGAGCGCAGUCCAGAUGCUGAAGACCAUAGACGCCCUGGACCAGAACGAAGAUCUGACUGACCUGGGCUUCCACCUGGCCGACCUACCCGUGGAGUCCCACCUGGGCAAAAUGGUGCUGUGUGGCGUCGUGCUCAAGUGCCUGGACCCCAUUCUCACCAUCGCCUGCAGCCUGGCCUACCGUGACCCGUUCACGCUUCCAGCUGAAAGCUCCCAGAAGAGAGCUGCUCUGCAGAGCCGCAUGCACUUCACCGCCAGCACCUUCAGCGACCACAUGGCCCUUCUCAGAGCCUUCCAGGGAUGGCAGAAGGCCCGCAGCGAGGGCUGGGAUAGAUCCUUUUGUGAGAAGAACUUCCUGUCCCAGUCUACCAUGGACAUGAUUCUGGGCAUGAGGACACAGCUGCUGGGACAGCUCCGUGCUAUUGGUUUUGUGCGCGCCCGCGGAGACAGCGACAUCCGCGACGUCAAUCUGAACUCUGAGAACUGGGCGGUGGUGAAGGCGGCGCUGGUGGCCGGCAUGUAUCCCAACAUAGUUCACGUCAACAGGAAGGCCUCUCUGUUGUGCAGUCACCGAGAGAAGAAGGUCCUUUGCCAUCCAACGUCUGUUCUCAGCAAGCUGCAGCUGAAGGAGAACAGCUCCAGGUUAACCCAGAGCCUCCCCACCGACUGGCUGAUCUACGACGAGAUGAGCAGAGGUCAUCGUGUGGCCAGUGUCCGCUGCUGCUCCGUGGUGACCGCCGUUACCGUGGCCGUGUUCGCCGGCGGGACCAGACCGGUCACCUCCACCCUCCAUGAACCUGCUGGACAGAAAAGGAACGCUGCAGAUCAUCUGCUGAAUGAGCUGAGCGACAGCGAGCCAGAGGACCUCGCCCAGAUGAAGAUCGACGACUGGCUGGUUUUCCAGCUGGAGAGAGAGAACGCUGCGCUGCUGUGUGACCUCAGACAGAAGUGGCAGGAGCUGUUCAUCAAGAGGAUCCGCUGUCCCAGCAAGCCGUGGUCUCAGCAGGACGAGGCCGUCAUCCAGACGCUGGUUUCUGUGCUGGGAGCCGAGGAGCACGAGGCCGGCCUGCAGCAGCCUGCGGGGGUCGGCCAGCGGCCCAGGCCCAUGUCAUCAGAGGACGGACCCCGGUCCUCCAUGAGGAACUCCAGGACCAGCCCCCAGGCCCCCGCUCACUCCAGGAACGACAGGUCCAAACCGCUGCUGUUCUCUGACCAAAUGAAGACCCACAGCAGCGACGGCGUCUCCAAAGACCGCCCCCCCUCCUCCAGCACUUCCUCCCACUCAGCGAAUCCAGACGGCUCUGAUCCGAUGGCCCCUUCAUCCUCAGGAAAGCCGGCCCCCAAGCCUGGGCUCCAGAGGGCCAUGCUUUCAUCCGUGCGAUACUUCAUCAUGAAGAGCAACAGCAUGAGGAACGUAGAGAUCUCUCAGGAGAAAGGCAUCUGGUCCACCACACCAAGCAACGAGAGCAAACUCAGCCAGGCCUUCUUGGCCAACAGCCUGGUCCUCCUGGUCUUCUCGGUGCAGGGAUCCGGACACUUCCAGGGCUACGCUCGCAUGACAUCCGUGGUCAGCCAGGACAGCUGUCAGGACUGGGGCCUGACGGGCCUGGGGGGGCUGUUCAGCGUGGAGUGGAUCCGUAAGGAGAGUCUGCCCUUCUCCCGCACGCAACACAUCCUCAACCCCUGGAACGACAACAAGCGAGUUCAGGUCAGCAGGGACGGACAGGAGCUGGAGCCGCAGGCUGGCGGCCAGCUGCUCCAGCUGUGGGAGGGGACGUCUGGGAACCACUAGCAGGCAGAGCUGGGAUCCCUGCUGUGGAUGACAACUUCCCCAUUGCUAAUGUUGCACACGUUUCACCUGAAGCCUCCUCCUCCAGGGUUUACCUCGCCAUGGCUGCUCUCAGGACGUUCUCUGUUCCGUGGAUCCAGGCCGGAUCUGCUGUUGGUUUACUGCACUGAACUUUAUUCUGGUUGGUUUAAGGUUUUAUUCCUGGUUUCAACUUAAAGAUCAUCACUACUUCUGUCUCAACCUGUUUAUUCUUUCAUUAAAGUUCCUGUGAUAAAAUGAUCAUCCAUCAUUCAACAAUACUUCACUCAUGUUUUAUCUCAUAGUGGAAAUGACUCCUGUAAAUGUUUUUAUCAGGUGUUUCUAAGCCCUCUGGAGGGAUUUGUAUUUAUUUUUGUGAGUAAAAGAAUAGAACCAGAAACCACCGUAGUUUAUUAGGAGAGUCUCCUGUCUGAUCCAGCAGACGAAAAUCUCAAUAAAACACUGGUUUUUAAAGGAAAGUUCCGGUUUCUAAAUCAAAAGUAGAUAAAACCUCAGCAACAGAAGUGAAAGAUUUAUAGGCAGAUGCUGGUUCCACUCAGGAUCCUCCCACUCAGGAUCCUUCAUGUCUCUCAAUAAUCCCUUAGAUUCAUUAUCCACCCAUAGAGCAAAACAGCCUCUAAGCUUCAAUUCUUUAUCGAUUUACUAAUAAUGGAUUAAAAAUACUAGAAAAAACUCUUUUUAACUAAGAGAAGAGAUUAUUAAAGGAAAA